AACAGUUCACAAUAUUGAACGAUAGUGUUUUGUGGAUUUCACGGGAAAACAUAAAUAAGAAGACAAACCUGACGGCAGCUUGAAGUAUCAGCAAGAAAAGUCCUGGAAAGCAGCGACAAGAAGAGGAUCAAACUCUUAAAAGAAGCUACCACAGAGGUUAAAAUAUGGGUGACUUGAGCUGGAAUGAGUUUCUAAGUCAAGCUAAGCAGUUAUAUGACAUUUCGCAGGAGUUGGGAGAUGCUUGGAUACUUCAGGAAAAGGACUCCAACCCUCCCAACACAUUUCUUACGAUAAGUCAGAAAAUUAAGAGCCAAAAGGACCUUAUUAAUGUGGAGUAUCAUGUGGUCUACAGUGUUUCCUAUCAAGUUCCCAUGCUUUUCCUGCAAGCUCACCGAUCAGAUGGCAGCCUGUUAGACUUGGAUGCCGUAUGGCGACUGUUUAUGUCGGAAACAAAUUCAGAAGACCUCUAUCAAAUACUCACCCAAAUGGAUCACCCCGUUCUGUUCAGACCUUUCAUGGCUCUCCAUCCGUGCCGAACAGCCGAGGUUCUGAAACAGUUUGGAGAACCCAGUAAAAACCAAGUGCUCACCUUUAUAAGUCUAUAUGGUCCCAAGGUUCAAUUGCAUCUACAGAAUGCCUAUGGCCUGACCACAAAAUACACGUAAUUGGAUUUUAUUGGUGGUUGUUU
Drosophila bipectinata is the source of this 688-nucleotide messenger RNA. It is a transcript of the gene Atg10, whose product is annotated as Autophagy-related 10. The record is from RefSeq and is a predicted model, not a curated record. Gene Ontology annotation, cellular component: intracellular anatomical structure. Gene Ontology annotation, molecular function: Atg12 transferase activity. NCBI's taxonomy places the organism in Eukaryota, Metazoa, Arthropoda, Insecta, Diptera, Drosophilidae. Gene Ontology annotation, biological process: protein modification by small protein conjugation; macroautophagy; protein lipidation.